CUCUAAAGAGUUGGAAAAUGGAAUUAUUAAAUUGGCCACAUGCCCAAAAUUUUAAUACAAAUUUGAUUCUUAUCUUGGUGCAAAAAUAAUCGGAAAAUAUUCUAAAAGACCAUUAGAAACCGACGUUGCCAAGCGUUCGCUUUUCUCAUUUGGCGGGAAAUACGACAAGAAACGUCAAAAGCGACACAAACGUCAAUAAUGGUUUUAAAAACAUUUCGUUAAAGGGUUGUUAUGAUAAAACGGCAAUUUUUUGGUAAAAUAUUGAAUAAAUCAGUGAAAUACCUCUCUUGUGGACAAAGGAGGAAAAAAGAUGAACAAUGUCAAAGAGGACAGCACUAUACCCGACCUUGUCAUUAAGCUAUGCAAACAUUUAGCCCGGCAAAAUGAGGAACUGGUGUCACGCCUCAGUAAAAUCGCUUUUCAGUGCCUCACGGGGGCCCCCGGGGCCAACCCCAUCCCCAGUGAAGAGCCUUACGUAGUAAACCAACUGAGAGAGUAUUUAAAAGGGAAAUCUAUAGAGGAUCUCGAUAGGUUCGACCUGAUGUACAGCACUUUGGCCAACUCGAGGAUCAUUAGGGACCGAACAAGUGUCCUAAAGUUCUUGUAUAAUAUAACACUGUCCUCUAAGGAGCCGAUGGUCUUGGCCCCGUCUUUAAGCAACUCGGAGCUUACGACGAUUAGCACCAGGUGGCCCAGCAGUAAAACUUACUCCCGUCUCAAUGUGAGAAGUUCAAGCGAGUCUGCUAGCAUUAGACAAGUGUUUGACCGUGGGGAGCACCGAUUUACCACCGAUACCACCACCUCGGCCGUAGGCAGGGCCACCUCUCAAGCCACCACGAUCUCUUCUGCCGCAUGGUCGCAACACGAGAUGCCCACCACGUCUUCCAAGGGGGUCACCGAGCAGGAGCUUUUGCAAGAUGUUAUUUACAGUUUGCAAGGGAUACAGGGGAAGUUUUUGCGUAGGGAACCGUGCGGAAUGGGCUACACUUUGGACGUUAAAAGCACCAAAUCACUUACGCCGGUGCAACGCGGUUUACUAGAGCGCAUCAUGGGGAUGAGUUUUUUACAUAAGCAACUGAAACAGUAUUGCGAGGAGAACGAGAAGCGAAGCGGGGCCAUCUGUCAGGCCUUUAUUGCCACUUUGAAUAGCGAGUUAUCGGAGUAUUAUAAAACCGUGGCCAUGUUGCAAUCGAACUUGAGUAAGAAUAACUUGGAGCAUAUGACGUUGAGGAGGGUGCUGUAUAUGCUGUUGGACCACAGGAAUCGUUUUGAGUGGUUGGCUUACAUAGCCGAGCAGUGUAGCGAUAAAAAAGGGGGGGCCCUAAUAACGGUGGUGCACGGGUUUUUACAGCAUGGGUCCAAAACCGCCCAGCAAGUCUCCGAGAAGGUUUUAAAGGCCGUUUGUAAGCCCUUGUAUAUUAUGCUCUCCAGGUGGUUGCUGGACGGGGAAAUCAACGAUCCCUGCAACGAGUUUUUUAUCGAGGCUAAAAAUGUUUUGGUGGCUGAACGGUUGUGGCACGACAAGUAUAAUGUGCGGAAAUCGAUGAUUCCUUCAUUCAUUAACAUGGAGCAGGCGCAAAGGAUCCUGGCCACUGGGAAAAGUAUAAACUUCUUGAGGCAGAUUUGUAGGGACGGAGGCCAGUUGCCGGGGCGUGAGGCCUUACAUAAGCUGUUCAACACUACUUCCGCCGAGGCCCUGUUUACUCCCGAGCAGAGCAUAGAGUUUCACUCAACCCUGGAGAAUGUUUAUAAGGAGACUUCUUUGCGCGUGCUCGACUUGCUUAAGAACAAGUUUCAUUUGUACGAGCACCUGCAGUCUUUGAGGAGAUACUUGCUGCUGGGACAGGGAGAUUUCAUACGACACUUGCUGGAGUUACUUUCACCCGAGUUAAACAAACAGGCUUCGGAGAUCUAUGGGCACACCCUCUCCGCUAUAUUAGAGAGCGCCAUAAGGGUUACUAAUGCCCAAUUCGAAGACGAGGACACCCUUAAAAGGUUGAAUAUAAGUUUCAUGAGCCAUUCUAUAGGUGAUUUGGGAUGGGAGGUGUUCAGUUUGGUGUAUAUAGUGGACGGCCCUAUCGGGACCAUAUUUCAGCCCACCAUGCCCACAUACCAAAGCCUUUUCGGGGCUUUAUGGAAGGCCAAGAGGGCCGAGUUUAUUUUGGCCAACAUGCGACGUCAGCAGUUGAGCAUGGCCAAGCUCUUCAGGAAAAUCAAAGAGCUAAAGCCGGUGAUGCAUAUAAUCCACAUUCUGACAAGCAAAAUGAUCCACUUCAUACAUCAAACGCAGUACUACUUUUUGUUCGAGGUGCUCGAAUGUUCGUGGGCCGAGAUGCAGAAUCAAGUGAACAAAGCGGAGUGUCUCGACGGCAUUAUCGAGGCCCACGUGAACUUUUUGUCGUCCGUGCAACGGGGCGUGUUACUAGACGAGAGCUCGCGUCAACUCUUCUCCCACUUGGUUUCCGUCUACAAUUUCGUGGUGAACAUGGAAACGCAACAGAAGACAAUAUACGAGGCGGCCCAGCAGGAGUUUGACGCUUACGUGGCUUAUCGCAAGAAGACGGAAAGUACCGAGAGGUUAGAGAUUACGGCGGAAAUGGAGGCCCAGGCGAAACUACGGGUGGCCAAGUUUCACUUGUUCCUAAACUCGACCAAGACUAAAGUGAGGAGCGACGUGGAGAUGUACGAUCGGAUCGUUAAGAAGUUUUUGGAGUUUCUCGCCUCCAGUUCGAAUAUGAAACUUCAGUUGCUGAGCGUGAGGUUGAGCUUCAAUAAUUUUUAUAAGAUCGCCUGAUGAGAUUGUUGUUUCCUUUUGUUUUUUUUUUAUAAUAAUUGUUAAAUAUCGAAUAUUCUUCCCGGAUUCCAUAGAUUUAUUAUGUACGUACAUAUAUGCAUAGCAAAUAAAGUUGUUUUUUAUA
Messenger RNA from Anthonomus grandis grandis, 2918 nucleotides. RefSeq names its product gamma-tubulin complex component 3 (gene Grip91). The transcript has 2 exons. The coding region runs from base 311 to 2794 and encodes 827 amino acids. Lineage: Eukaryota; Metazoa; Arthropoda; Insecta; Coleoptera; Curculionidae. Gene Ontology annotation, cellular component: gamma-tubulin small complex; centrosome; spindle pole. Gene Ontology annotation, biological process: spindle assembly; meiotic cell cycle; mitotic cell cycle. Gene Ontology annotation, molecular function: microtubule minus-end binding; gamma-tubulin binding. The record is from RefSeq and is a predicted model, not a curated record.